Molecule: messenger RNA, 345 nt
Organism: Venustampulla echinocandica
Lineage: Eukaryota; Fungi; Ascomycota; Leotiomycetes; Helotiales; Pleuroascaceae
Exons: 1
Coding region: 1-345 (114 amino acids)
Source: RefSeq, a predicted model, not a curated record
AUGAGUUUCUGGCAUAAGAUUGGGAUCCGAUCGACGACUGGAGCGAGACUGACUAUGAUGGAGACAGCGAUUUCCGUUCGUGUUCCAAGUCCGGACCCAGAUCCAAAUCCAAAUCUAGACCCAAGCCCAAGUCUCAAUCCAGGUCCAACUCCAAGUCCAAAUUCAAAUCCAAGUCCCGAACCAAAUCCAAAUCCAGUGCCAAUUCCGACAAGACCUCUGGAUCGCCCAGCAGUUCUAAAUCCAAAUACAUCGUACCCGACGAAUCAGUCAUGCGGCGUAGCAAAUUCAACAGCACCCAGUAUGGUUGAUAAUAAGGAUAACAAUGAGGAUGAUCUGGUCGCGUAA